Messenger RNA from Rodentolepis nana, 594 nucleotides. NCBI's taxonomy places the organism in Eukaryota, Metazoa, Platyhelminthes, Cestoda, Cyclophyllidea, Hymenolepididae. The record is from the annotation of a GenBank genome assembly.
AUGACUCGUGAAAAUCGACCUUUUAGCGUGAACGAUGUCUUAGUCGCACUGCAAAAAACUCACGGAAAGACGGCAAUUUCCAAAGCAAUUGAUGAACUCGUCCUCGAAGGUGAAUUAAUUGAGAAGGUUUAUGGCAAGCAAAAAGUGUUCGUUGUACCUCAGGCUAAGCUACCUAGUUUGGAUGAAUCGGAAUUGAAAAUGAUGGAUAGUGAAAUCACAUCUCUUACUAACCAUGUUCAGCAACUCAAAAACAAAAUUAAGCUGUCAGAGUCAGAGUUGAAAUCUGUACAAUCUAGCCUUUCACUUGAGGAAGCUUUGAAAUUAAACGCGGAUAUUGAAGCCCAGAUUCAUGAAUUUAAAAGAAAAAUGGCCGAACUUGGGUCUGAGGAACCUGUUUCUCCUGAUGAAUUCAAAUCGGUGGAAACGAAGCGGAAUUCGGCUGUUGUUGAGUGGCGAAAGCGCAAACGGAUGGCCAUGGAAAUCGUAGAUGCCAUUGCAGAAAACUAUCCCAAAAGCCGCAUCCAGUUGAUGGAGGAUAUGGGCAUUGAAACAGACGAAGAUCGAGGCAUAUCACUUGCAGAUUUCACAUCAUAA